GAUUAAUCCUUAUAUGUGAAUCACUAGUUAGUCUUUUUCCUCCCUUGAGGAGAUAUAUAUAUUUGAAUACUUGUGCAAUCUUGUUCCAGACUUUAAUUGGAUUAUGAAGAGAUGGAGGAGAUUGUUGGAGAAGAUGGAGAACUAAAGCCGGGUAUGCAAGUAUAUUCUGAUGAUGAAGCUUAUAAUCUAUACAAUAAUUAUGCUUUGAGAAAAGGAUUUAGUAUUCGUAAAGGGCAUAUAAGAAGAGAUGCAUCAGGUAAUGUUCGAUUGAGAGAGUUUACGUGUGCGAAAGAGGGGUUUACAAGAGACCAAGAUACAUUUGAACAGAAAAGAUAUAAGAAGUUAGAGACACGAACCGGUUGCAAGGCUAUGAUUGUAUUUACUGUCGCAGAUGGAAUAUGGACAAUUUCUCAUAUCAAUUCAGAGCAUAACCAUGACCUUGCUAGGCCUGAAGAAAGACAAUUUCUAAAAUUAGGCCGAAAAGUAUUGGAGGCUCAUGGAAAUGUCAUGCUUUCUAUGUUAGGUGCUGGUAUACCGCCAACAAAAUCAUUCUUCUACCUAGCAAAUGAAAUGGGAGGUCCUGAGAAUGUUGGGUUCACUAAAAAAGAUGUUCAUAAUUUUUUACAGAGGAAGAAAAAUGAAAUGCUUGAAGCAGGGGAUGGACAGAGUUUGUUCAAUCACUUUAAGCGCAAACAAGGUGAGGAUCCUAACUUUUUCUACUCAAUGCAAUUAGACCAAUAUAGUCGAAUGACAAAUUUCUUUUGGAGAGAUAAUAGAUCAAAAUUUGAUUAUGAUUGUUUUGGUGAUGUUAUUUGCUUUGAUACCACAUUCCGUACAAACAAGUAUAAUUUGAUUUGUGCUCCUAUAGUGGGAGUCAAUCAUCAUUGGAGAAAUGUGAUGUUUGGAUGUGCCUUUUUAUUGGAUGAGACUACCGAGUCAUUUGUUUGGUUGUUUGAGUCAUUUUUGGAAUCGAUGGGAAAUAAAGCCCCAAAAACUAUUUUUACAGAUGAAGAUAAAGCAAUGGCAAAAGAAAUUGGGCAAGUUUUUCCAGGUACACAGCAUCGGUUAUGCACUUGGCAUAUUUCUAAGAAUGCUGGAAAGAGAAUUGGUAGUUACCUUGCGAAUCCUGAGUUCAAGAAACAAUUCAACAAGUGUUUGCAUGGCUGUAGUACUGAAACUGAAUUUCAAGCUUCAUGGGAUGAUAUGAUCAGUAGAUAUAAUCUUGGUGGUAAUUCAUGGCUUGAGAAGUUGUAUUCGCUCCGGGAGAAAUGGUGUCCAGUUUUUAGUUUGGACACCUUUUCAGCAAAAAUUAGAUCAACUCAAAGGAGUGAAAGUACUAACAAUGUGUUCCAUCAAAUCUCUACACACACAAUGGAGCUCAUCAAAUUUGUGCAUCACUAUGAGAAAAAAAUUGAAGAGAUGCGUUUGGCGGAGUUGGAAGAUGACUACUGAUGCAAAAAUGGCACACCUCGUCCCCAAGUGUGGAGUAGAAUGUUAAGGAGAGCAGCUAAGGUGUAUACCAUUAAAAUGUUUCAGCUAUUUGAAAUAGAGUUUGUUGGCUGUAUGGGAGUUAGACUAAAAGAAGCUUUCAAGAGGGAUGAAGUACAUUCAUAUGAAGCAAUUGAAGAUGGUAAACAAAGUGUACACAAGAUUCAGUAUAACUCUAUAUCCUUCGACAUUUCUUGUUCUUGCAAGUGUUUUGAAUCACUUGGAAUCUUGUGUCGUCAUGCUUUGAAGGUGUUUGAUAUCAAUAAUAUCACUGUUUUACCCACUCAAUAUAUAUUGAAGAGGUGGACUAGAGAAGCAAAGAAAGGGAUUGUGGUAAGCAAUAACAUUUCUGGAGGUACAAGUGAGAAUAUAAAGUCUGCUAGAUUGUUGCGCCUUAGUGAGCUAAUGCAUGAAGGAAAUAGUGUUUAUGACAUAGCUUCAUUGAGUUGUUUAGGGACUAAGAUUGUGAAGGAGCUGUUAGUAGAGGCAAUGAAGCGUCUUGAGAAAGACAAGGAAACUCAGGACAUGUUGGAAAAUUUGAACAAAGUUGGUAAUCAGUCCAAUCUUGACAUUCCAGUAAACUCAGGUCAUGUUUUAGAUCCACCAUGCGCCAAGACUAAAGGAAUGACAAAUGAAAGAAUCAAAGACAUAAGGGAGAAAAAACAACGGAAGAAUAAGCAAACAAAAGAUGCAAGCCAAGACAAUCAAGAAAACAUGAUUGAUUCUUCUUUUAUACCAAGAGCUCCACUUCAUGUGCCAGCAUUUAAUCCUCACUUUGGUGUUCCUCACACCCCAUUUCAUAAUCAGGGUAAUUUAAGUUGGACUUUUGGGAAUCCUAAUUUCUGUUUCAAUUAUGGUGUUAUGCCUUCCUCAAAUCAGGACUCCUGCAACUCUGCAAGUACUAAUAGAAGAGUAUUGUGAAAGGAAGAAGUAUACUUGAGGUUUUGGAGGUGGGUUUUGUUGGAAUAUAAAUCAUUUUAAGGUUUGGCAGGUGGCUUUAAUUGGGAUUCAAUCUGGGCAUUUCAACUCUUUGUUCGGUUUCAAUGGGAUGUUGCUUGGUUUGAUGGUUGAAUACUUGAAUUGGAAUUAGAGUUCAAUUGGCUUGUAAAGGAAUGGAGGAAACUAUUGGAGAUGAUGAAGACAUGUUUGGAACUGAUUUUGAUUGAACCUUUUUCCCAUCUGUGCUACAUGUAAUUUAAUCUCUGUGAGAUAUGGUUUGGAGAAGAUGAAAUCAAUUUUGUUGAAUCUGGUAUGGGUAUAUUGUAGUAGAAAACCAUUUUUGAAACCUAGUUUAUGAGACAUGUAGCAUCCAACAUUUCAUCUUGCAAAGGUUCUCUUACCAAACAUGUGCUGCAAGUUUGUUUUGUUAGGUUCCAUGUAACUUCCCAGAUUCUUUUUAGUUAAAUGAGUCAUUAACUCAAGAUUGCUGUAUGUAUAUUAUUACACUCAAUCAA
Messenger RNA from Rosa chinensis, 2942 nucleotides. Its product is annotated as protein FAR1-RELATED SEQUENCE 5-like. The record is from RefSeq and is a predicted model, not a curated record. The transcript has 6 exons. Bases 112 to 1452 code for a protein of 446 amino acids. Lineage: Eukaryota; Viridiplantae; Streptophyta; Magnoliopsida; Rosales; Rosaceae. Gene Ontology annotation, biological process: regulation of DNA-templated transcription. Gene Ontology annotation, molecular function: zinc ion binding.